AUGAACACGAUUCGCUUUCAAGAAUACGCUGCCACCAAGACCCUUCGUCGUCCUUUCAUCCGCCUUACCGACGAGCAGUGGUCCUAUGUCAAGAAAGCCCAGCGUGUCGCCGCCAGCCGAAAGCUCGAGGUGCAGGCGGACGGGCAGAAGCUGUUGGAGAACAUAGCGGAGGCGAAGCGGAGGUACGGAGAGAAGCUGACCAACAUGCAAGGGGACGGAUCUGUGGAUAGAAAUUCUCCUCCGCCUCAUUUGAAGGAGAUCGGGAGAUCGGAGUCGUUCACAGAUGUCACUCUUGGUUGUGAAGAGAUGGUUCAUUGCCCUUGA
Messenger RNA from Guillardia theta CCMP2712, 324 nucleotides. RefSeq lists its product as hypothetical. The transcript has a single exon. The coding region runs from base 1 to 324 and encodes 107 amino acids. Lineage: Eukaryota; Cryptophyceae; Pyrenomonadales; Geminigeraceae. The record is from RefSeq and is a predicted model, not a curated record.